CUCCAAGGGAAGAUUUCAGUUAAUGUUGUGUGUAUUAAAGUCUACAAUUAUAAGCCACCUGCAGAAGCAGAACAAAGGAAUCAAGAAUUGCUAUUUUCGUUAGGCAGACCGCAACUCUAGCGAAACCUUUCUCAUUCAACCCAAUAACCUCACAACUUCGCCCUUUUAUUUUUAUUCCUAUCCAAAGAUAACACAUGCAUGGAAAAAGAAGCACCCAAGAAGAAACCACACCUAGAUCCUUCCUCCUCAUGUUCCCAUUCAAUUUCCAAUUCCACUUUCUUUUGACCUUUUCAACUUUCAUUCAAUUUGAUGAUUCCUUGCAUCAAAUUUCAAAUCCGCCAUGAGGAGGUAUUUCUCUAAUUCCAAUCUAACCCAAGCCCUGCAAGAACCACCUCAUUCACCACCCCCACAACUCGUUCUUCAAGAUCCCGCCAUGACAGCUGCCUCUGCUGAAGCAAACGCCAGAGGACAAACGCCGUUGUCUGCGGUUGUUGAUGCCUUUGAGGACCUAGCCAAGCGUCUAAAACCCAUUACGGAUCAAGAUAAUGAUGUCGGUCCCGGAGAGCUUCGAUUGGAUAUGUUCUGUGAUUCUUGCUCCCUGGUUUCUGUUCUCUUCAGCUGUCUCGGUCUCGCUUUCAAAUUCGCCGAGUCUGAGUAUGUCUCAAAGGUGGGCACUCUUGUUGAAGCAUCGAAGAGACACAAAACUUUGCAAAAUGUACUUGAUAUGGAUGUUGCAAAUGGCACAGUGAGGACACCAGGCAGUCAUUCUCGUAAUUUACGCAGAGUCAGGCAGGGUCUUGAUCUCAUCAGAGCUUUAUUUGAGCAGUUUCUGGCCACCGAUGAUUACUCUUUGAAGGAUGCAGCUACAACGGCUUAUGCACAAGUUUGUGCACCGUACCACACAUGGGCAGUCAGGACAGCCGUUUAUGCCGGAAUGUAUACUCUCCCUUCAAGAGACCAACUUUUGCUGAAGCUCAGUGAAACUGAUAAGUCUGCAGAGAAGCAAAUGAGAAGGUACAUCAAUGCAUCGCUUCCAGUUAUAGAGUACAUUGAUAAGCUUUACAUUUCCAGGAAUAUCAGCUUGGAUUGGUGAUUUCAACCUGUCUGGAAAAGUCAGCCAAUACAUUGAUUUGUUAUAAUUGAAUAGGAGCUGCAUUUCCUAUAGCAGCAACUUCUAAUAGCCUGUAGUUCUAUAAUAUUAGCUCCUUUCUGUCUGUUACCA
Messenger RNA from Hevea brasiliensis (rubber tree), 1222 nucleotides. Its product is annotated as ACD11 homolog protein. Gene Ontology annotation, biological process: ceramide transport; intermembrane lipid transfer. Gene Ontology annotation, molecular function: ceramide 1-phosphate transfer activity; ceramide 1-phosphate binding. NCBI's taxonomy places the organism in Eukaryota, Viridiplantae, Streptophyta, Magnoliopsida, Malpighiales, Euphorbiaceae. Gene Ontology annotation, cellular component: membrane; cytosol; cytoplasm. The record is from RefSeq and is a predicted model, not a curated record. Bases 341 to 1093 code for a protein of 250 amino acids. The transcript is spliced from 4 exons.